AUGCCUCUUUACUUAAAAUUGCUUUGUUCUCACGGAAUCCCCACUUUUAUUCUACUCCCAAGAUCAUCUACCAAUUUAAUAUUCCGACUCCAUCAAUCCUCUUCAGCACCGAUAAUGGUAGCUAAAUAUAAAAAAGAUCAGCUUUUACGGGAAUUGAAUAGAAGAUAUGAACGCUCACUAAAUUUUAAAAAGAAACCGAACAAAUUGUCAAAGGAUGGGGAACUACUUCCAAGAAUUGCGUCUAUUGCUGCUCAAAGAGUUUUGAGUUCUGACAAGGAACGUGUUGAAUUAAUUAAUGAAAGGGCUAGAAAUGUUUACAAAAAAGAAUUUAUCAAUAAAACUCAAAAGAAGAACGAACAAGAAAUUUUGCCUUAUAAUAUUGAACAAAAUCCUGAUUUGUUUGAUAAAAGUGGGGGUGAAUUGGAAAAGUCUUCCAAAGAAUUUAAUUCAGAGACUAAAGAACAGGAUAGAAGUGAUGUUGGUUUCUUUGUUUCUGACAAUAAAUUUUGUGAUGAUUAUGCGAGUGCAACUACUGCAGACCUUCCAGAAGAUGAAAUGACAGAGGAAAGAAUAUUCCGUCAGAAGAUGCUUUAG
This is a messenger RNA of Meloidogyne enterolobii, 594 nucleotides long. NCBI's taxonomy places the organism in Eukaryota, Metazoa, Nematoda, Chromadorea, Rhabditida, Meloidogynidae. The record is from the annotation of a GenBank genome assembly.